Molecule: messenger RNA, 1020 nt
Organism: Miscanthus lutarioriparius
Lineage: Eukaryota; Viridiplantae; Streptophyta; Magnoliopsida; Poales; Poaceae
Source: the annotation of a GenBank genome assembly
AUGGAGCCCUCAGAGGAAAGUUUUGGUAGGUUGCUCGCCACUGAUCCUAGAAAUCCAAGAGCAGGCAACCUUCAACAGUAUGUCCAGUUUUCACCAAGUUAUCAAGGUUUUCAACCACUACCCAACUUUGGCUUCCCAGGUGGAAUGUUUGUAGGUGCUGCUGGUGGUGCAUCUUCACAUGACUCCGAUUCAUCAACCCCGCAAACACAAAUAAGAGAGCUGGAGCAAGAUGAAGAAAAGGAAGAUUCAAACGCCAGCAGCCCGGAUGAAGGAAGGAGGGCUAUGAGAAUUAAUUACACUGAGGACGAUAACCUAUGCCUUAUCAGAGCAGAGGCCUACUGGAACAAGAUAGCAGAAUCGUUCAAUUCGGGCCUGGCUAAAGGUGCAAGAAGGUCAAAGGGACAGCUCAAAAACCAUUGGGGAAGAAUUAAUGUAGCUGUUACCAAGUUUAAUGGGGUCUAUGGUCGAAUGACCUAUUGUAGUGGGGAAUCUGAUGACAUGCUGAUGGACAAAGCACGUGUUGCAUUCAAAAGAGAAAACAAGAAAAAACCAUUUACACUUGAAUAUGUCUGGAAGAUUCUGAGGAAGGAACCAAAAUGGUAUAGAAGUAUACCUGGUAUGGAUUGUUCAGAGAAGAACAAAAGGACAAAAGUAGAUGAUUCUGGAGCAUACACUUCAUCUAACGAAGGGGAGACAUUCAAAGAAGUGUUGCCCGAGGGGCAGAAGAAAGCAAAAGCUAGGAUGAGAGAAAAAGGAAAGGGAAAGGCCAUACCACAAUCUCCCCUAGGCUCGCAGCCAGAUGAAGACAUGGUUUUAUUUCACGAUGCUAUGUUGAAGAGAGCAAGUGCACUAGAGAAAACAGUAAAAACAUCAAAGGAGCAGGUUAGAAUAGACAAGAUAAAAAACUACAUGCAACAGUUGGAUAAGGAUACUUCGAACAUGAGUCCAGCAAUACUGAAGCUGCAUGAACAACUCUUACAAGGUCUAGCCAAGGAACUAUUUCCAUCUUCAGACAACUAA